Molecule: messenger RNA, 860 nt
Organism: Engraulis encrasicolus (European anchovy)
Lineage: Eukaryota; Metazoa; Chordata; Actinopteri; Clupeiformes; Engraulidae
Gene: lamtor3
Product: late endosomal/lysosomal adaptor, MAPK and MTOR activator 3
Exons: 7
Coding region: 156-530 (124 amino acids)
Biological process (GO): positive regulation of TOR signaling; cellular response to amino acid stimulus
Cellular component (GO): Ragulator complex
Source: RefSeq, a predicted model, not a curated record
GCACUCACAUCCGGCAGCCUACUUACAUUGGGUUGCUACAGCAGCGCUAACAAUCUGUCAUGUGACGUUCCUACACAAGUAUUGUCAACUCGUCAGGCUAACACAGAUAAUCAAAGGUGGCGGGCGGAACGGGACAGCGUGCCGUUCAAUUGAACAUGGCAGACGACUUGAAGAGAUACCUGUAUAAACAACUCCCCAGUGUGGAGGGUCUCCAUGCCAUUGUGGUCACUGACAGAGAUGGUGUUCCGGUAAUCAAAGUUGCCAAUGACAACGCUCCAGAGUACGCCCUGCGGCCGGGCUUCCUGUCCACGUUUGCCCUGGCCACCGACCAGGGCAGCAAACUGGGCCUGUCCAAAAACAAGAGCAUCAUAUGCUACUACAACACCUAUCAGAUUGUGCAGUUUAAUCGUUUGCCCCUGGUCAUCAGCUUCAUCGCAAGCAGCAAUGCCAACACAGGGCUGAUCAUCAGUCUGGAAAAGGAGCUUGGUCCCCUGAUUGAAGAUCUGAGGCAAGUUGUGGAGGUUGCGUAAGAUGGAUCCCCACAAAAGCAGCCCCAUUAUUCCCAAUGCAUCUGCACAUCUGCAUUGGUUUAUGGACAGUACGCACAAAUGAAACUGUGGAGGACAUCAAUGGAGUUCUCUUUCUCCUGCGUACAUACACACAUGCACACACCCCAACACCAACAUGCACACACACACACCCCAACAUAAUCAUAUACACACACACACAAACAUGUGGGCUAUGGCCUCUAGUGUCUGUCUGAAAGUCUUUGAUGCUGUAUGUCUUUUUCCUUUUGAAUGUAACCUGCUCUGCUUGUGUUUUGUGUUCUUCUAAUAAUAAAAAGAUCUUCUUUUGGCGUA